Messenger RNA from Botrytis cinerea B05.10, 1729 nucleotides. RefSeq lists its product as hypothetical. The transcript is spliced from 3 exons. Lineage: Eukaryota; Fungi; Ascomycota; Leotiomycetes; Helotiales; Sclerotiniaceae. The coding region runs from base 441 to 1490 and encodes 349 amino acids. The record is from RefSeq and is a predicted model, not a curated record.
GGGUACGAACGAAGAUAAUUUGUUGUUCAGUCCCCAGACAAGAUUCAAAAGAUGAAGUGAAUGAUUGUCAAGUGGCAGUUGAAUCUUUUGAUAUCAAUACAUCACAAAAUCUACGAAUGCUUCUCAGGAUGAAGGUAAGUGAAUGUUCACUGCACGAUCGGAUAUUAAAUGUCUUACUUCAUAUAUUACUCUUCUUCUACAAAAUUCAAGUGAAUAUCUUCACCCAAUCCAAGCUCACGAUCUUCCAAUGGCUGUGCCGAACAAACAAGGCUGGCUUCUAUUUGAACCGCACUACAAAGCUCUUCUCAGAGAUUCUUCCACAUCCAUCUCGAAACUCGAGAAGUUUAGUAAAGUCUUCAUACAUACCACCAGUCUUAGUCAAGUAACCCUAAAACACAAAAAUUCAUCCACCACCACAGUUCGACACCCCAUCUUAAAAAAUGUCAACCACACUUUACCCACCUGUCCCCGCUCCAUCAAGCGACCAGGAAUUUCUCAUCUCCGCCGGCGUCUGCGUCCUCGAAUCGCAACAGCACACUCUCGAUUUCUCACCCCAAUUUCUCUCCAUCUACGGCCGACCAACCCUCGUCUAUCGUCCCUGGGCACGUCUCUGGUCGAUUUCCUGCACCCAUAUUCUCGAAGCCAUCACGCCACGCUAUCCCUCUCACACCGCUGUAUUCCUCAAAUUCGCGGCGUACAAAGAUCGGUAUCUAGAGUUUUGCUUGGAGGUGGAUAACUAUUACGGAUGGUUGGGGAGGGAUAGGGAUAAGAAGAGGAGGGAGAAUGGGAAUUCAAGGGUGGGAGAAGAUAGUGAGAAAGAGAGCGCGAUGAUUAUUGGGAGGGCGGAGAUGGAGGGUGCAUGGUGUAAGCUUUUGAUAGGCAUGUUUGAUGAGAUGAGGUCGAAGAGGGAUGUGAUGAGAAACUUUGUCGGUAUGAGGAGUCUGCUUGGUGAGGAUAGAAUCCUCAUGACGAUCAAGGAAGUAGAAGCGGAGAUGAAGGAAGUGUUGAGGCUGGCGGUGGAACAGAGAUUCGGCAAACAAGUCGAAAAAUACUGGGCUAGAAAGUGGAAGAUCUACGGAUACCGAUGUCCAGAAUUGGACAUCAAGUGCGUAACCGACUGGUCCAUCGAAGCACCCUUUCAAAAAUCCCUCUUAGAACCCAACGACAUCAACGACAACGACUACAUGGAGACUGACAACGAAAUCACCGACGAGACAUGCAACCCCAGCGGCGAAAAUAUCGACUCGGGCGUAUCUUUCCAGAGUGCCCAAUCUUCUCAAACACAGACAAUCCAAAAAUACACACAAAAGACGAGUCAGGAAUCAGAGCAAGAUAAAUCACAGGAGGUAAAUGUAAAGGAGGAAGAAGAAGAAGAAGAAGCGACACUAGAGAAAUCUAAUCCGGUAUUAAACACAAAGCAGAAUUUGAAGUGGGCGAUGCACGGAGAAGAUUCGGAUACCAUGCAUGGGAGAUUAGCGUUCAGGGAUUAGAUCUUGAGAACUAAGAACCGAGGAGCCGAGAGGGAUAUCUCUUUUUUGUAUGAAAUGAUAUGAAGUGAAAACGGGCGCUGAAAUAAAGUGCCAAGGGCGCAUUGGAGUUGGGCUGUUGACUAUGGAUGUGGUAAUGGGAUAUGCAUGAGCAUGGACGGAUAAUAUAUUUGCAAAUAGGAUACUUAGUUACCUCGCUUCCUCGGAAGUCAUUCAACACUGGAUAGGAAUGAAUAAUAUCA